Molecule: messenger RNA, 9588 nt
Organism: Haemorhous mexicanus (house finch)
Lineage: Eukaryota; Metazoa; Chordata; Aves; Passeriformes; Fringillidae
Gene: ALMS1
Product: ALMS1 centrosome and basal body associated protein
Exons: 17
Coding region: 110-9106 (2998 amino acids)
Biological process (GO): regulation of centriole replication
Cellular component (GO): cytosol; centrosome; centriole
Source: RefSeq, a predicted model, not a curated record
CCCGACACACGGACACGGCCCGACACACGGACACGGCCCGACACACGGGCACGGCCGGACACACGGACACGGCCCGACCCGACCCGACACACGGACACGGCCCGCCGCCAUGGAGCACGGCCAGCAGGAGCAGGAGGAGGAGGAGGAGCAGGAGCAGCGGGCUCAGGAGCCCUGGUUCUGGCUGGUAGCAGAGGUGGGCAGCAGCUGCUCCUGGGACACCAAGCCGGGCCUGAGCUGUGCCAGGAGGGACCUGUCGGAGCUGCCCACGCUGGAGGAAGGGCUGCUGCCCUCAGCAGAAGCUUCUGGAGCUGCAGCCCCUGCCUCACCCCUGGAUGUCCAGGAGAGCAGAUUCUCCCCCUGCCUGCCCCUGCUGCUGAGCCCAGCCCUGGCUGAGACGUUCCUGCAGGGAUCCCAGACGGAUUUCCUUCCCCUCAGAGGAGUCCCAGAUGUUUCUGGAGCAUCCCUGGAGCGUGCAGAGCCAGCCCACGUCCAUGGCAGUGCAUCCCUGAGGGGCCCAGCCCUUCCCAGUCCAUCCCAGCACUCCCAGCCCGUGGCACAGGAGGAUCCUGGAGCUGCUCCCCAGCCUGGGGAGGCCCUGGCCAGCCAGGGGGACAAUGGGGACAACAGGGACAGUGGCACUGAGCAGGAGGCACCAGCCCCCGGGGGCAGGGGGGAUCCAGCACACCCAGCUCCAGAGGAGGGGCUGGGGCAGCCCUGGAGCAUGGCUGGGAAGGAUGGACACCCCUGUGGUCACUCCUCUGGUCUCUCCUCCCAGGACAGUGAUGGCCCAGCUGCUGGCUCUGAGCGGUCACAGGGGAACAAGGAGUCCCCAGGGCAGGAGGAAUCCUCCUCCUCCUCCUCCUCAGGAACCUCCUACACAACUGCACUGACCAAAUUCUCAGAGAAGAGUGAAAGGGGUGUGCAGCAGGCAAAGGUGAAAGUGGCUGGGAGUGGAGCAGGAGCCCAGGAGAAGCUGGAGAAGGGAAAGAAGGUGCCUGAGCUUGGUUUGUCAGAUAACUUCUCUGGCCAUGCCAGAACCUCGGGUGCUCAAGAUGUGCUUCGUGCAGCAGCUCCUGGGGCAGGCAGAGGAAGGCUGCAGGAGCCUGGGGUGCAGCCCAGGGGCUCCCAGGGGCUGGGGCUCACAGCUGCUCCUGAGGAGCUGCAGGGAGCUCUCCUGGGCCAUCAGCAGGAGCUGCCAGCAGGGAGGCUGGGGACAGAGGGGCUGGUCCCUGCUGGCACACCCAGCCAGCCCCAGGACCCUGCCCCCUGCCCUGGGCAGUCCCCAGAGCCUGCAGGGAGCAGGGCUGAGCUGACUGGCUCUGACUGCUCCAUACAGAGGGGACACAAAGCCACAGAGAUCUCCCCUUCCUUCAGCCUGGGGGGUGAGGGCUCCUUCUCCCUGCUCCUGCCUCAUCCCAACUUCCAGUCCACUCCAGGGCUGUUCCUCAAGAGAGCUGGGAAGGCAGAAGGACCUGGUGGAGGCCUGGUGAUGCUUUCAGAGCUUCAGGCCUCUCCUUCCUGUUCCAGUGAAGAAGCCCCAGGGACAUCCCCUGCCCCUGGAGAGCAGCCCCCUCCCCAGAGUGCUGUGGAAGAGACCUGUGGGCAUUUGCAGUCCCUGAAGCUGGAAUCUCCCUGCCCUGGCAGGAUCCAGUCCUUCCCCUCGCUGGGCUUCCUGGAGAAGGUGGGAGCCUGGGACGUGGGCCAGCCCCAGCAGGGUCCUGCUGCCAGCAGCUCCCGUGUGCCAGGGGCAUCUCCUGCAAGGAAAGCCUCCAGUGCACCUCCCAGGCCCUCAGGCUGUGUUUCAGCAGUCCAGAGAAGCCUGGCAGACCCCGAGGACAGUGCUGCUCGUGCCUGCAGGGGCACAGGUUCUCCGGGAAGCGAGCGUUUCCCCCGCAGUGCCCUGAGCAGGUCCCAGUCUGACAGCACCGUGCACGUUUCCAGCAGGAGCAGAGCCCUGCCUGCAGGGAGCCCAGCAGCAGAGGGGGAGCACAGCCCUGCUCCGGGGGGCCCUGGCAGCUCCACCCCACGGAAGGUGCUGCCUGCAGCUCCUGCUGAAGAUGUGCAGAGCACCUGGAGGCGAGGCGAGGCCCCAGAGGUGUUGGUGUCCAGUGCUGCUCAGCUCCUUCAGAAGGAUGGGAGCUCCCCAGCUGAGGAGCACCAGGACUGUCAGGAGAAGGGAAAUCAGUCCCUCAGCCUCAGUAUUGCCACUGGUCACGACAUCGUGGACAGCUUUGGAGCCAUUUCCUUGGAGAGUUUGAAUUUUCCUGUUGGUCCUGAGGAGCCUCAGGGGGCCCUGGUGGUGCCCAGGCCCUGCCCCAGUGCAGGAGGGAACAGCCCCAUCCCCCCUGGAGCAGCCCUGGAGACCCCCAAGAAAGAAGAGUUGAAUAUUGAAGAAAGGAUCCCGGUGUACCUGCGGAACCUGGGCAUCGAGCAGUCCCCUGGCACCAUCCUGGCCCCCUUCGUGCCCCGCGGGCCCCUCCGGGAGCUGGAGUUCUCCCCCUGGGGGCUCAGGAGCCUGCAGCCCCCCCUGCACACGGCCUCCCCAGCCAGGGUCCCCCAGCAGGCCCAGGGUGCAUUGCUGCCAGCCUUUGAGAUGUCCCAGGCCAGCUUUGGCUCGGAUGUGUCCCCUCUGAGCGUGUCCCUCUCCGUGGGCUCCGAGGCUGGCUCGGAGCAGGAGCAGGACCUGCUGUCCCCCCGGGAGCUCUCUGGGGAGCCCCCAGGCAGCCAGGGCAGUGUGCCAGGCCCCCAGCUGGAGGAGGCUGCCCCAGGUGGCACAGAGGGAUCCCCUGGGUGUGCUGGAGCAGAGCAGGACCUGCCCAGCUGCUCCUCGGGCAGGGGUCCCCGGGCUCGGGGUGCCCUUGCUGACCCAGAGUCCAGGAGCUCGGGCAGCAGCCAGCAGGGAUGGGCUCUGGGGGCUUUGUCCGGGCUGGGGAAUGACAUGGAAUUGGACAGGGCGUCCUCGAGCUCCGGGGUGGGAAGUGAGAGCAGCCAGGGCCAGGAAAGGGAAUCCCUGAUGGGCCCUGGAGCCCUGCAGGAGCUCCGGGAGCUGCUGGCGCAGGCAGAGGGUCUCGCUGCCAGCUGGAGCCACCCUGUGUGCCCCACAGCCUCCUGCAGGGAGCCUGGGGAGACUCCCCCGGGGCUGGCUGGGAGGGAGGAGGAUCCCAAGGAUGCCAGCUUAGGCCAGGACUGGAUCCCAGAGCCGCAGAAGAGACUGCCGUGGGAUGAGGCUGUGACCCCGAGGGGCGUGCGGGGACAGGGGCUGGGCAUGCACCCUCUGGAUUCUGCCAGCUGCCCGCUGGAAUGGGGGCACCCCCUGGCUGUCAGCUCCCAGCGCAGGGAAGGGCUGAGGGCACUGGCCCGGGAGCCGAGGGCAGGGAAACCCGCGGGGAGGUCGGAGCCAGAAGGGAGCAGCAGCGUGGGCAGGAGCCAGGCUGCCCGUGUGGGGCUGGCACGGAGCGCUGCCAGCGGCCACCGGGGCCCUGGCACGGCCCCACAGCUGGGCCAUCCCCGUCCCCUGGAGCCCCUGGGCAGUGCCCCCGCCGGCCUGGGCGGCUCCCUGGGCUCCUGGAGCCAGGCUGGCUGGGCAGCAGGCACACGGGGCAGCGAGGACAGCAGCAGUGGGGAUUCCCUCAGUGCCCGGGUCAGGAGCCUCCUGGGGAGGGCCGGGCACUCCCGGCAGCCGGGCAGUGCCCCGGGGGCGGUGCAGAGCCGGCCCGGGGCUGUCCCGAGCCGGCCCGGAGCCACCCGGAGCCCGGCGGGCAGCAGCAGCGGCAGCAGCAGCGGGGACUCGCUGGCCGCCCGUGUCCGCCGCCUCCUGGGCCCCGCCGGCCCCGGGAUCUCGGCCAGCCGCGUGCUGAGGAGCGCCGAGGAGCAGGAGAGGCUCAUCCGAGCCUGGGUGAAGAUGAAACUGGCCAGCCAGUCCCAGGAGUGUGGGGCAGACUGGGAUGAAGAGCCCCAGCUCAGGAUGGAGGGAAUCGAGGCAGAGCUGCUCCCAAGGACCAGGGAACCUGCACCAGCCAAGGAUCCCUGGCUCUGUGGUUUGGAAGCAGCUUCUGAGUACCUGAGGAAGCAGGAGCAGGACCUGGACAGUGUCCAGGCUCCCAGGUGUCCCAGGGACAGGCAUGGACAGCUCUCCAGGAGUCGGGAGCUGCUCCAGCCCAGCUCCCCACCAGCAGCACCAUUCCCUAGAGCUGAUCCCUGGGAUUCCUCCCUGCUGAAGGACAUGCAGCUGAAACCCUGGGGUGCUGCUGACCUGCAGGAUGUGCAGCUGAAGCCCUGGAACACUGCUGACCUGCAGGAUGUGCAGCUUUCGAAGCCCUGCAGUGCUGCUGACCUGCAGGAUGUGCAGCAGAAACCCUGGAACACUGCUGACCUGCAGGAUGUGCAGCUUUCGAAGCCCUGGAACACUGCUGAGCUACAGGACGUGCACCUGAAGCCCUGCAAUGCUGCUGAGCCACAGGAGAUGCAGCUGAAGGCCUGGAACAGUGCUGACCUGCAGGAGAUGCAGCUGAAGCCCUGGAACACUGCUGACCUGCAGGAUGUGCAGCUGAAGACCUGCAGUGCCGCUGACCUGCAGGAUGUGCAGCUGAAACCUUGGGGUGCUGCUCAACUGCAGGAUGUGCAGCUGAAACCCUGGGGUGCUGCUGACCUGCAGGAUGUGCAGCUGAAACCUUGGGGUGCUGCUGAGCCACAGGAUGUGCAGCUGAAGCCCUGCAGUGCUGCUGAGCCGCAGGAGAUGCAGCUGAAGGCCUGCAAUGCUGCUGACCUGCAGGAUGUGCAGCAGAAGCCCUGCAGUGCUGCUGAGCCACAGGAGGUGCAGCUGAAGCCCUGCAAUGCUGCUGAGCCACAGGAGAUGCAGCUGAAGCCCUGCAAUGCUGCUGACCUGCAGGAUGUGCAGCUGAAGCCCUGGAACACUGCUGAGCUGCAGGAUGUGCAGCUGAAGCCCUGCAAUGCUGCUGAGCUGCAGGGGAUGCAGCUGAAGCCCUGCAGUGCUGCUGAUCUGCAGGACGUGCAGCAGAAGCCCUGGAACACUGCUGACCUGCAGGAUGUGCAGCUGAAGCCCUGCAGUGCUGCUGACCUGCAGGAUGUGCAGCUGAAGCCCUGGAACACUGCUGACCUGCAGGAUGUGCAGCUGAAGCCCUGCAAUGCUGCUGAGCUGCAGGGGAUGCAGCUGAAGCCCUGCAAUGCUGCUGACCUGCAGGACGUGCAGCUGAAGCCCUGGAACACUGCUGACCUGCAGGAUGUGCAGCUGAAGCCCUGCAGUGCUGCUGACCUGCAGGACGUGCAGCUGAAGCCCUGGAACACUGCUGACCUGCAGGACGUGCAGCUGAAGCCCUGGAACACUGCUGACCUGCAGGAGAUGCAGCUGAAGCCCUGGAACACCGCUGAGCUGCAAGAGCACAACCAGCACCCGGCCGUGGGGCACCCCAGUGCCAUGGCAGAGCUCCGUGCCCCUCUGGCACAGGACCCCCGUGCAGGGAGCCCUGCAGCUGCCCCCCCUGCCCACGGGGAGCUGGGGCAGGCCUGGGGGGAGCUGGGCAAGCCGAGCACCUCCAUCACCCUGUGCUCCCAGAGCCUGGCACGCAGCCCCAGCCUGGCCAGCAUCCUGCCUGGGGAGCAGAGGCUGGGCACAGAGCCCUGGCACAGAGCUGUCAGACAGGGCUGUCCCCCCUGCCCCACGCUGGCUGGCACUGGGGGUGCUGCUGAGGUUCCUCCUGCCCCUGCUGCCAGGGCUGCAGCUGCAGCUCCUCAGGAAACAGCCCAGCAGCCCGGGAGCAUCCAGGCUGGGAAGAGACAGACCCUGAGUGCCAAGCAGCCCCAGGUCCUGCCCGCAGCUGUGGCUGAGGGGCACAGACACAGUGCCAGGGCCGGGGGGCUCAGCCAGGAAAUGAAGCCAUCCAUUGAACCUCCCCCUCUGAGCCCAUCCCAGCUGGAGGAGAUCCCACCUGGCCACACCCAGCUCCAGGAGAGCUCAGAGGGCCCAGGAGCAGCUGCACAAAGGGGUUUGCUGGAGGGCCCUAGUGAGGUGUUGGCAGAGGGGAGGAAAAGCCCUGAUGAGCUGCCUCUGGUUCCAGAAGAGGCUGUGAGGGAGGAGUUGGGUCCUGCUCACCCUUUACCUGCAGAUGAGGCUUUAUCCACCACACCUGAGGCUCCCUCAUCACCAGUGAAGAGAUUCCUGAGCUGUGUGCACAUCACCCUCUCCUCCAGGGUCCAUCACCCCAGUGCCAGCAGUGCUGGGAAUGGGAUCAAGGUGUGGGACAAACCUCCAGGGAAGGCUCAGGCAGUGCCUUUACAAGCAGCUCCAGAAGCUUCAGUGGGAGGUGUUCCUAAAUCCCCUCCUGCUGAUGGUAUUCCCAGCUCAGCUGAGCCAGUGGCCCCAGCAGAUCCCAGCCGGGUGCUUUCCCCCAGGCAGGAGCUGCUGCUGCAGGGCAGGGCCAGAGCCAAGCUCCAGGCCUCGGGGGCUCGGGGUGCACAGGGCAUCCCCAGCUCUGCCCCUCCUGCAAAACCUGGCAGAAGGACCUCUGAUGCUGCCACGCAGAUCACCACGGAAAGUCCUACAAAAGCCACGUUCUCAGCAGAGAUCUGUGUUGAUCCCCAGGAGGGGGGCAGUGCUGCCCUGCAGCCGUCGCUCCCCAGCGCCCCUGAAGCUCCUGGGAUUGCAGCUCCACCCCACAAGGAGGUUCCCCCCUUCCCAAGGCAGCCUGCCCAGCCCCUGCUGCUGCCCUACAAGCCCUCAGGAAGCUCUGGCAUGUAUUAUGUGCCUUUCCAGAAAGCAGGAGCCAGCAGGGAGCCCGAGGCCAGCACAGCCAGCUCCCACUCAGGCUCAGAGGAUGCUCCUGCUCCAGGGAUCCUGGCCCGAGUGCGGGGUGUGGGGGAUCAGCCCCCUCCAGGCAGGGCAGCUGCCCAGCACAGAGGGACAGGCCAUGGUCACAGGCCUAAGCUGGCCUGGGCUGAGGAGCACAGGACACCUCUGGAACAGUCUUCAGAGCUCCCAGAUGGCUGCCAGCGUGUGGAACCCUCCCGUGGUGUCCCUGAGCCCCACGCCAUGCCCGCCGGGCAGAGCUGCUGCCAGCAUGCCAGGGAGCCCUCCAGGGCCGGGGCUGGAGCUGGACACGCUGCCCCCUCCUCGGGGGCUGCCCCCCAGGGCACAGCUGGGCAGUUCUUUGCCCUCCUUGCCGAGGCUGAUGACAGCAGGAGCGAGGAGCUGAGUGCCAGGGCGUCCUUUGGGCACGGGGCAGCUGGCACGGGGCUGCACCAGGGAGCUGCUGGCACCCAUCCUGGGCCACGGGGCCGAGCUGCUCACCUGCAGGACAGCCUGGGGAAGGCACCACGGCAGAGAGGCCACGCCAGGGGCAGCCUGGACGAGCUGUGGCUGAGGUUCCUGGAGCGCCAGGGCACACAGCAGCAGCUCAGGAGGAACGGAGAGCUGUCCCUCGUGGAGCGCCUGGAUCGGCUGGCCAGGCUCCUGCAGAAUCCCAUCAGACACACCCUGGCACCCACAGCUGCUGGGGAGAAGGCUCCUGAGCAGGGAAGGGAGCAGCCAGAAAUUGGGCUGGCAGGAAAAGCCAGGUCUGGGAGCAGCACGGAGCUGAAAGAGGCACGACUGGGACAGAGGCCACGUGUGAGCCACGGCAGCAGCAGCCCGGGGGAGCUCAGGGCAGCCAGGCCAGGGCAGAAGGUGAUCCAGCACCUGAGCAGGAUCCUGGAGGAGCAGCAGCACCUGAGCAUCCCGAGUGACAGCUCCUCAGAGACCAGGCUGAGCGGAGAGCCCAGCAGCUGCAGCACCUGCAGCACCUCGGCGUGGGACACGGGGACAGGGCUGGACACCUCCCCUGCCUCCGGGGACAGCAGCUCCCUGUCCCUGUCCACCAUCGACACGGCCAGGCUGCUCCGGGCCUUCGGGCAGCACAGGCUGGCCCCAAGCACUGGCACCCCGAGCCCGGCCCCAGAGCUGGCCCCGAGCCUGUCCCCAGAGCUGUCCCCGAGGCUGGCCCGGCUCUACCGUGCCAUCAGCCAGCAGAAGAGGCGCUCUGAGAAGUGGCACGAGCAGAGUGGGGAAGCAGGGGCUGAGGGAUGUCCCCAGGAGACUGCUCAGAGCCUCGGGAAGGGCCAGAAGAGCCAGAGCACCAUGCCCUUCUCAGAUUCCAGCUGUGCCAGCAGCAGCUCCUGGGGGCCCAGCUGUGCCCUGAGCCACAAGCGACGGGCACGGAUGCUGAACAAAGGGAUCCAGGCAGGGGACCUGGAGAUUGUCAGCAGUGCCACCAAGAGGAACACCCGGGACGUUGGGGUCACCUUCCCCACGCCCAGGAGCAGCCAGCAGCUGUGGGAGCCCCCGGGGCAGGGCCAGGGCACAGCCUGGCAGCAGCCCCGGGCACAGCCGGGCAGGCUCCUGACAGACACACGGACCAGGAGGAGCAGGCUGCACUUACAGCAAGGAACUGCGUGGCUUGUCCCAGCAGAGGACUUGGAAUGUGAGUCGAGGAAAGAAAACCAGUGCAGUGCCAGUCCUGGCCGUGGGCCAGCCUGGUUUGAGCCCUGGAGCAGCACAAAGGCCUGGAGAGAGCCCCUGAGGGAGAAGAACUGGGAGGAGCAGCCCAGCCUGGGCCAGGGAGCAGUGACAGCCACGGGGGCUGGCAGGGGGCUGGGGCAGCCCCUGGGCAAGCUCACGCUGCAGGAGGCCCUGGCCCUGCACCGCCCCGAUUUCAUCUCGCGCUCGGGGCAGCGCCUGCGGCACCUGCGGCUGCUGCGCGAGGAGAGGAGGCUGCACACGUCCCAGAGGGAAAAGCCCCUGCCUCCCCAGAGGGAAAAGCUGCUGCCACCCCAGAGGGAAAAGCCCCUGCCACCCCAGAGGGAGCAGCUGCUGCCACCCCAGCAGCUGUUGCAGCCUGCAGGGAGGAGGAAGGACUGCAGGACUGCAAAUCACCUGGUGUCCAACCGAGGUUUCCUGAUGAGAGAAAAAAGAAGAGCAAUUCCCAAGCAUGAAAUGUUUCAAAGAUCUAAAAGGACUGAAGGAAAGCUUGGGGAAGCAUCAGCACAGGAGAAGACAAAGCAGGGCAACACUACUGAAAACACUGGAAUUUUGGAAAUGCCUAAAAAGCUUCAGUGAGGUGAUUGCUGUGCUGAACUGCCAUGGCUGGAGGGGCACGGGGCUGUCCUGGGCUGGGGACACCGGGGACAUUGAGCUCCAGCUGGGUCACCACAGCUGGGCAGAGCUACAGGUGCUGCUCUGGGGAGGUGCUGGGGCAGGAGAGGCAUUGCAGGGACAGGAGUGGGGCAGUUCCAGGGGCAGGAAAAGUGUUCCAGGGGCAGCAGAGCCAUGCCAGGGGCAGCAGAGCCAUCCCAGGGGCAGCAGAGCCAUCCCAGGGGCAGCAGAGCCAUCCCAGGGAUAGCAGAGCCAUCCCAGGGGCAGCAGAGCCAUCCCAGGGGCAGCAGAGCCACUCCAGGGAUAGCAGAGCCAUUCCAUGGGCAGCAGAGCCAUCCCAGGGAUAGCAGAGCCAUUCCAUGGGCAGCAGAGCCAUCCCAGGGAUAGCAGAGCCAUCCCAGGGAUAGCAGAGCCAUUCCAUGGGCAGCAGAGCCGUCCCAGGGGCA